AUGUUGAAUGCUCGUCCGUUGUACGACUCGUUUCCCUUCCUUCCAUCCCCGUUUACCUCUCCCCACCCCAACCCCCACUCUUCCCUCUCCUUUCGUCCCCGGAAUCCCGCUCCUACCCCUUCCCCGCCGCCAUCGCCCAGCGACGCCAUUUUGAACGACCCGGGCUUCUUGUCGCGCGCGCUGCAGUCGCACGCGUGCGACGGGCCGCUGGUCGCACAGCUGGCGGGCAACGACCCCGCGGAGAUGGUGCGCGCGGGCUGGGCGGUGCUGGCGCACAUGGCGCGCGCGGAGCGCACGGGGUGCAUGGGGGAAGGCGCGCAGGGGGAGGGGGAGAAGGCGGAAGAGACGAAGGCGAGUGGGGAAAACGGGAGGAUGGGAAGGCGAUGUGAAUUGAAUGAGACGCGAGUUGAAGCGGGGGACGCGGCAGAGGCAGAACGAAGGGAGGGAGGAGGAGGGGGAGAAGCGGGGCGUGUAUGUAGAGGUGAAGGAGGUGAAGGAGGUGAAGGGGUGGAGAGGCAGGGGGAGGUGUGGGAGUUGAAGGAGGGGCGGCUGCACAGAGGAGAAGAGGGAGCAGCUGCUACGGAGGAGCAACGUGAAUGUAAUCGUGAUGACGCCGGCUACGAGCGCUAUGGCGCGUGUGAGAGCUGUGGCAGUGCGAGCAGGGAGGAAGAGGAGGAAGAGGAGACGAGAGAGAAGAGGGGCGGCAGGGAGCGGUCGGAAAGUGUGAAGGCUGUAGCAACAGCAAUGUCGAACGUAGGCUGCCUAGCACCACUAUUGCCAACGGCAGCAGCAGCAGCAGUUUCAACAGCAGCAGGUGCUGGUGCAGUGGCUCGUCCUGUUGGGUGGACGGUGGACCCAAAGUCCUCUCGCCUGCCCCAAUGCUACUUUGCCCCCCCACCUGUAACCCCACCCCCCCUCCCCUCCGCGCGCUGUGAGCAGGAUCUACCUUUAGUUUACGCCAUGGUGCGAGCCAUGGCAUCGCAGCUGCCCAUCCCAAUCUUCUGCAAGAUCCGCCUCAUGCCCUCCCUGCCCCAGACCAUCGCCCUCUGUCGUGGGCUGCAGGAGGCAGGCUGCUCGCUCAUCGCGCUGCACGCUCGCAUGCCAGCUGGCACCGUGAAAAGGCGAGUGGGCCCCGCUGACCUGGCAGCCGUGCGAGCUGUCAAGCAGGCCUUGGCCAUCCCCGUGCUCAGCAACGGUAACAUCUCGUCACCUGCUGACGUGGCCGCCAACCUGGCGUUCACCGGGGCAGAUGGUGCCAUGUCAGCAGAGGGCGUGUUACACGACCCCAAGAUCUUCAGCGGGGGAAUCUCCUCUCGGGAGGAGCGCCUCUCAGUGGCCUUGGAGUACCUCUCCCUGUGCCACCAGCUAGGCUCGGUGGAGUCAGGCUCGGUAACCUGGCCCGGCAUUCGUCUGCAUCUGGAGUACAUGCUUGGGCGGCGAGGGGCAGGGCGGUCAGUGUCCUUUGCUCACCAGGGUGCAUACCGGCGGGGAUGGGAGCUGAGAGCAGCUCUGCAUGCUGCUGCCUCGCUGCCUGCCCUUCGCCACGUGCUGCUGCAGGCUCUGGUGCCCCCAUCCGAUGCCUCUGCUACAGACGCCCCAUCCGAUGCCUCUGCUACAGACCCCUCCUCCCAUGCCUCCGUUACAGACGGCCCCACCCAUGCGUCUGCUACACACCCUCCCUCCAAUCCCACUGCUACAGAACCAUGA
Messenger RNA from Closterium sp. Naga37s-1, 1707 nucleotides. The record is from the annotation of a GenBank genome assembly. NCBI's taxonomy places the organism in Eukaryota, Viridiplantae, Streptophyta, Zygnematophyceae, Desmidiales, Closteriaceae.